AUGUGGGAGCGAGCUAUCAAAUACGCCGUCGUCCAUAAAUUGACACAUCUAUCUCUCGUUGACAGCUACGAUGAAUUCUCAUCAUUGGCGAGCAGCGCAAGUAGCUCUGAUAAUAUGCUGUAUAUUUGGGCCAUUGUCGAACAUCGGUUUAUUAGUUCAUUGCAUUCCCAUGGAGGGUGUGCUUACACCUCUGGACUCCAACGUAAUGACUAUCCCCAGCGUGAUUACUCCCUUGAGAACCGAGGUAACAAAAACCCCCAGGGAAUCAAAACGACCUGCGAUUUGCUUGGAGGUAGAGGAAAAUUUAGCGAAAGGUGGGGUCCUCAUCUUCUCUGGAUUGGAGUCUCUAACAGUGGCAAUAGCAAAAGACUCACCCUCGCGACGUUUUCAGAUCGUGUGCUUUCCGGAUUGGAACCCGAACAGAAGAUGGAGAACGGUGAAAAAAAGCCAACAGAAGUUCAAAUCACUAGGCCUCCCGCAUUGGACCAUCAAAAGACCAUAGCGGAUUUCCAAAAUGCUAAGAAAAAAUUGAUGUAUUUGGACUUCGAUGGUACCAUGGUGAAAUUUCAAUCACGGCCCCAUCAAGCUGUUCCCAGUGAAGCUCUACUUGAGGUGCUAGAUAAGCUCGAGAAAGAUUUAACCACAGAAGUGGUUAUAAUCUCUGGAAGGGAUAAAGAUUUUUUGCAGGAGCAAUUUGGACACUAUCCCUCAUUUCAUCUUUCCGCGGAGUACGGGGCGCUGUGGCGAAAACCGGGCGAGGCAUGGGAUCAGGCGGAAGGUUUGGCCGAUAAGCUGAAAUGGAAGGAUAAUGUCAGGGGCUUGAUGGAUACAGUGGUGAGAGAGCACAAUGAAGUUUUCGGGGGCAGAGUUUGGGUCGAGGAGAAAAUGACUGGACUCGUACUUCACUACAGAGAGCUAGAAGAAAGUGACAUAGCUUCAAGGGCACAAGGGCUGAAAAUAGUGAACAAAUUUUUUGAAAACAUGCGAGAGUUAAAAAAGACUGGACAGCUUCCAGACGAUAAACUAAUAGUCGAAAACGACAAUUGCGCUGUGGAGGUCAGAAUGGGCGAGCUCUUCUCCAAGGGACAAAUUGCACAACAGGUUUUGAAAGAUAAAGUUGAUAUUGAGAUGGUGCUUUGCUUUGGGGACUCAGGAUCGGACGAAAACAUGAUGAAUACCCUAUUCCAAAUGCAAAAAGAUUGGCCGAAAUUUCCACCUAUGCUCACCACUGUCCAUGUAGACAACGGGAAAUGGCUCCAAAAAGGGUUCAAAACUAAUGCCCAACAGGUAGCAAAAGAUCCGCAGGAAGUUACCAACCUUUUUCGCGCCUUUUAUGACUUGCCACCUAAAGAUGUGAACCUCAAUUUUGAAAAGAAAUUAGCAGAUGCAAAUUCAAAACAUGCACAAAAGUCAGCUGAGGCAAGUCUAAAACUCACACAAAGAUUAGCAGAUUUAAGGCUCAAUGAUGGUCAGCUGUUAUCAAGAAUCAUCAAUAUUCUUAAAUUCUAUCUUUCUUCAUUAAAAUUUGUAUCAUAUCUUAAUCCUAAAUGAUGAUUUGAUUCAAUAAUCAAUUGGUUCAUAAUUCCAUACAUAUGAAAGUUGUACAACUUUCAUUUCUAUUGUUUA
This is a messenger RNA of Puccinia graminis f. sp. tritici CRL 75-36-700-3, 1626 nucleotides long. RefSeq lists its product as uncharacterized. Gene Ontology annotation, biological process: trehalose biosynthetic process. The record is from RefSeq and is a predicted model, not a curated record. The coding region runs from base 1 to 1551 and encodes 516 amino acids. Gene Ontology annotation, molecular function: catalytic activity. NCBI's taxonomy places the organism in Eukaryota, Fungi, Basidiomycota, Pucciniomycetes, Pucciniales, Pucciniaceae. The transcript is spliced from 7 exons.